Molecule: messenger RNA, 4482 nt
Organism: Ceutorhynchus assimilis (cabbage seed weevil)
Lineage: Eukaryota; Metazoa; Arthropoda; Insecta; Coleoptera; Curculionidae
Source: the annotation of a GenBank genome assembly
UUUGUCUUUUGGGUGCUAAUGAGAAAAAUUAUUCAAAAGUGAUUAAUGAAUUUGAAUGGAAGCUAAAGCUAGAUGUGCAUUUUAAUACUAUGGGUAAUGACACUUUGGUGAGGUGAAUUGGCAUUGAGGAUUUUUUUUGGAUGAUUAUUGAUAUUCAGAAUGGCGCUACCCAAACUACCACCACUGAGUUGUUCGCCCAAAGUCAACCAAGUGCUGGAAUGUCCCCUAGUCGAUGCGGUAACCACCAAUCUGUUGGCACCGGUGAAAACGGAACGACAAAUUUGGGAGAAUUCCAUGUUGGAGGACGAUCCCAAUGCUAAUUGUGAAGUGGUUCCAGAACCUAGAGAAGGAGGUCCGAGAUGGGGACCACAACAUAAGGGGGCGCAAGAGUUGGCGAAUUUAUACAGUCAAGGAAAACGUAUUCAAGAAUGCAUCUGCGUAGGCAUCUGUCUAACACUGAUGGCUGUGAAUUUCGUGUUUAUCUUGUUCCACAUACAAAUCGAAAGACUGAGCGCCAUCUUGAUGGCAGCAUUUUUUGGCAUUUUAACAGCUGACUUUUGUUCAGGAUUGGUGCACUGGGCCGCAGACACCUGGGGCUCUGUCGAACUACCAAUCAUAGGAAAGAAUUUUCUCCGUCCAUUCCGUGAACACCACAUCGAUCCCACAUCGAUAACUCGUCACGAUUUUAUCGAAACAAACGGCGAUAAUUUCAUGGUAACCAUUCCGUUCCUAGGCAAAAUGCUCUGGGAUUUUUGGGUACUCUCCGAGGAUGACGUACAAAAAAAAUUCACCUGGAACUGUUACGUAUUUCUCUUGGCCAUUUUCGUCGCUAUGACUAAUCAGAUUCAUAAAUGGUCUCAUACCUAUUUCGGUUUGCCAGGUUGGGUGGUAUUCCUGCAAGAACACCACAUAAUUCUACCAAGACGUCACCACAGGAUACAUCAUGUGGCGCCACACGAGACCUACUUUUGUAUUACCACAGGAUGGUUGAAUUGGCCAAUGGAAAAGUUGCAUUUUUGGAGCGCUUUCGAAUGCCUCAUCGAAGCUGUAACUGGAUGCAAACCUAGAGCCGAUGAUCUCAAAUGGGCUGAAAAACGGAAAUAGUGAAUGAUGUGCAUAAUGUGUAUUUAGUAAAUUUUAGUAUAUUUACGGGUCCAAAUCCAAAUAUUAGUAUGCAAAUUUAACAUUAUUUUACCAAAGGUAUUUAACUAUCAGACAACAGAAUAGACGAAACAGGUGUAAAUGGUUUUUGUAAAAAAGAACUAAUCGGUGAUGAUUUAGCAGAAGCUAUUGAAGAGAUUCCAGAAAUUGAAAUAAUAGCUUUUGAAAGGGUUGAUAAAAUUCUGGAGCCUGACAUAGUUUAGGAGACUUCUCAAAACAACAGAAGUUGCGAAAAAAGGUAGAACUUAUUGAACCAGUAUUUGAGUUAAGAAGACAACCAUUUAAAAAUUAUGUAAGGGAUAUAUUAUUAACCCUUUAAAAAGAGAAAAGAGCUCUAGAUCAUUCCAGCAAAAGUAUAAAAAUAAAAAGAACAUAUUAUGGAUAAAUAGGUAGAGUUUACUGAAACAUGAGUUGUAAGUUGUUCAUAGGUUUUUCAGGAGUGGAAACAUCUACAUUAGCGGACAAAACAACUGUUGAAAUAGGCGUAACAGAGAAAUGAGUAACUAAUAAAAUUCUAAGAGUUGCAGAAGACGAGUGAAAACUGAAAUAAGUUAUUUUAGAAAAAAAAAAGAUAAUACAAAGAAGAUUUAACCUAAAACAAAAUGAUAAAGCUUGGAGCAAUCAUGUACCCUUGACUUGAAACAGACUAAAACUAACCACAAAUGUAAUUAUUGUAAACAAAUCGAUCAAAAAUAUAUUUACACCUGUUUUCUGUUCUGCCUAUAGAAAAAAAGAACUACCUACGUGUGUGAGUGAUUUUAUUUACAAGUGAAUGAGAGAUGUUUAUCAAUUAAUUGAACUAUAGUUAUUUGGUUUAUACAGCUUUACAUACCUACAAAGUUAUUCUGAGCUUUGAGCAAAGAACUGAAAUUUUUAUAUUAAAUUUUAAAAAAAGUAUCGAGCAUUUCUCAGAGUAGGUAUACAUAUACGUUAUGGUACAUAAUUCGAAAAAAAUCCAAUUGUAAAUAACAUUAUUCAGUCUAGACUUCAAGACUUCUGUCAAAAAGUGCCUUCAUGAUAAUCAAUGAUUUAUCGAUUUACAAAUUUGAUAAAAAAAAGCAGGUAUAGAGAAAUUAAUAAAAUAAUGGAUGCACGUCAUGAAUGACGUCGAAAUUAUUGCCAAUUGCAGUUUGUAAGAAAUUAAAAUUCGUUUUAAACUCAGAGCGUAUUUUCUCUUUUGUUUAACCCUAGUUAAAAAGAGAUAGAAUGCUAUCGGAUCAUAUAAGCGAAUCUGCCGAUAAAAUGGGAUUUAGGUUGGCACUCGUGGGUAAUAUUGCCAAAUGUUGCCUUCUGCAAAUUUUCGGUUAUUGAUUUUAAUAAUUUAAGGUUUGUUGUCAGUUUUUAACGAGUCGGGGAUUGAUAGUUGGGAUAUAAAAUUGCAUUAAGGGAAUUUUGUUUUUUUGGUAUUAGUGAUUCUUAUCAAUUUAUUAUUGAAAAUGUAACCUGGGAAAAUGAAAAACUUUACUAGACACGGUAUGUCAAAGUAAAACGAAGUUGAUGCGGCAACAUUGCAACAUGCUAACGUCAUAAAUAUUGAUGAAGUGCAUCCAUUAUUUUAUUAAUUUCCCUAUACCUACUCACAAACGCAUGAAAAUAUACUAGGUGAAUCUGAAACUGGAGAUAUUUUUGUGAAAAUAGAGAGAUUUAGCCCAAUUUUCUCAACAUUUGUUAAAAAAGCUUGUUUGGUAUUAAAACUUAUCCUCUGAUUUGAUUCUCUUUUCAGACACACCUUGUAUUUUCCUAGAGAGAGCUAUUUAAAAUAAGGAACUCUUAAAAAAAUGAUAUUAAAAGUCAAUCUUUGUUUGUGAUAAUAUGUUUAAUUUAGCGUAUAGUUAGUGUUAAAUAUAGUUUAACAAUGUCUUAUUGUUGUCAAAUUUUUAAUUAUAAAUAAUUUUUCAAUUAUAAUGCACAAAACUUUGCCCAAAAUAUUUAUUGACAAUCAACUCAUUUGCUUUACGCUCUUGCCUCUUGUUUAUGCAGAAUUAGAAUUGCAAAUAUUCGAGGUCUGCUUUCACAGAAAUCACAAAACACACUCAGGGCCAGAGGGAUUCUGAUCUGUGUGAUCGCGGUGAAAUAUGCCUCAGCGAAAUUGGCUCUUUUUGCGUCAGAAUUAAGGCCGCGUUAAUGGCCGCCAUGUUUAAAUUUAGUUUUUGAAAAUGACGACUGCGUCACUCUACACAUACGGUUCAAUAUUUUAUUAUUUGUCCAAAACAAAAUCUGUUUGUCGGUGAAACACUUAGUGACAGAGAAAGACAAAUAUACAAUUAUGAUGCUCCCAAUGUAGCUUUUUUGCUGUGGCGCCAUCUACUUGAAAUUGCUUGAACUGUUUUCACCUUGAAAAUUCGUUUUAAGGUCAUCUCAAAAAAUCCGCAAAAAUUUCCAAAAUCCUUUGGCAUAAACAUGAUUUGAUAUAUUAUCUACAAUCUCUACAAUUAGCUUUUUUGCUUUUUUUAGUUUUUCGUGGUUAUCAAUAAAAUAUGCUUUUCACGGAUCCAAUCUUGAUAAACAUGCACAUAUGCAACCACCAACACAUUUAAUUGUUUUGGUGGUUGCGAACAUGAUUUUUGAAUUUUUAAAAAAAGGCUGAAUGUUGAAAAACCAAAUAAGGAAUUGUAGAUAAGCGAUCAAAUAAUGUUUAUGCCAAAUUUGAGCCAAUUCUGAUGUGCCGUUUUUUUAAAGACCUUAAAACAAGUUUCGAAAAAUCAACCAAUCACAGUUUAAACAUGGCGGUCAUUAACGCAGCCUUAAGAUUUGAAGAAAGCGCUUUAUGUCAUUCUGGAGCCAAACAAGUUUGUCACAAGAAGGGAAAAAUAGUAGAUUAUACCACGAGUCAAUAAUGAUAGCUAUUAUUCCCGAGGAUUAUUACGAACUGAGCCGCGUUAGCGGCGAGGGAGUAACAUUCCGAGGGAAUAAUAGCCAUUAUUGCGAGUAGUAUACUCUACUUUAUUUACGACAAAUUAAUUUAUUUGAGAUUUUCAAUGAACAAAUUUCAUCCGUCUCAUAAUUUUCAAUACAAAUCCACAAGCACUACACGUUUGACACUGACACUUUUGUGGAAUAAUGACCAUUAAUCCCGCUACUCGUCAUUAAUCCCUGGAGGAAUAACAUAUGUCAUUAUACUGCCAAGAUCACAAAUAUAAUACGCACAUUAUACAUUAGUCGUAAAUAAAAUUAAUAAAAUUUAUUUCACUUUUUGCUACUAGUAGGUAGUAUCAAAAUGUAGAAGUUUUGCGAUAAUUAUUCGCAUAUGAGUAUGUGGCCUUGAAUUUUUGCAUUUUGCAACUUUUAUUGUAAUUUUUUAACACGGAAUAAAUUGUUUAA